Centruroides sculpturatus (bark scorpion) is the source of this 930-nucleotide messenger RNA. RefSeq names its product putative fatty acid elongation protein 3. The record is from RefSeq and is a predicted model, not a curated record. NCBI's taxonomy places the organism in Eukaryota, Metazoa, Arthropoda, Arachnida, Scorpiones, Buthidae. Gene Ontology annotation, biological process: very long-chain fatty acid biosynthetic process; fatty acid elongation, saturated fatty acid; fatty acid elongation, polyunsaturated fatty acid. The coding region runs from base 84 to 917 and encodes 277 amino acids. Gene Ontology annotation, molecular function: fatty acid elongase activity. The transcript has 2 exons. Gene Ontology annotation, cellular component: endoplasmic reticulum membrane.
AUAAAUUACAGGAAAAACUUAAAACAAAUAUUUAUCAGUCAAAUCUUCCACUUCUCCUUCGACAAUCAACCUUUCAGUAAAAUAUGGAGACGAUCGAAAAUUAUUCUACACAAAGAGGAGAAUUGAAAUCGCUUUAUAUAGAAGAAUAUUUACAUCAAUACGUUGAUAAUAAAUGGACUCAGAGUUUUUUUCCUUACACUAUUUCUAUAUCACUGGCAUACGUAAUAAUUAUUUUUUCUUUGCAAAAUUAUAUGAAGUCCAGGCCUCCGUUUCAGCUUCGUUGGCCUCUUGUCAUCUGGAAUAUGCUACUGGCGGCAUUCAGUAUUUGUGGCACUUUAAGAUUGCUUCCAGGGAUGUGGAUAUCAAUUCGAGAGUUCGGAUUUAUGUUUUCCGUGUGCAACAUCAGCUUUGCAUUAAAUCAUCACCCGCUUCCAUUCUGGUUAUCUGUAUUUACAUGGUCAAAACUUAUUGAAUUCGGAGAUACAAUAUUUCUUGUCCUUCGUAAACAAAAGCUAAUAUUUUUGCAUUGGUAUCAUCAUGCUGCAACUCUGAUUUUUGUAUGGUAUUUCAAUUCCAAUGAAGCGUCCACUACAUAUUGGUGUAUGACGAUGAACAUCUUUGUACACAGCUUCAUGUAUUCUUAUUACGCUAUGAAGGCGAUGAAAAUCAAAGUACCUGUGUUUAUUGCCAUGACAAUUACUACAAUUCAAAUUGCACAGAUGUUUACGGGCUGUUUUCUUACUUUAUCAGCCACGUACAUGUAUUACAGCGGGAAAUAUUGCGAACAGACCAACACAUCUCUGUUUUUGUUUAAUUGCAUGUAUUUGUCGUAUGCUUGGUUAUUUUGUUGCUUCUUUCGAGAUUCAUAUUUGAAGAAAACAAAUCGUAGUAAUUUACUACAUGAGAAAUCACAGUAAAGAAGCGUUAGGA